CUCGAGACACUAAAAAUGGCGAAUGGGGGCGUAUCAGACAGUAAAAAUACUCCGGCAAUGUUGUCACUUUUGGAACCCGGAUUAGAGAAGAGAGUCGAUUUCAGAUACGUCUACUGACGGCUGGCAUCUUAAGGAGUCUAAGAGAAUAGCAACAGAGACAACACGAAGGACAUGAACUGCACUUGAGAGGAAAUGCAUGCACCAUGUUGAAUUUUAAAGGUUUCAUACCUGCUGUGACUGUGAUACUCAUGGUUCUUAACUGGAAUCUCUGUUAUUCGUGUAACCAGGCUGAGUAUGAAAUAGGUGGUGAGUGCUGUCCUGUGUGUCCUCAAGGAAGUAGAGUUUACAAACACUGUACAGGGCAGUCCAGCACUUCCUGUGUUCCAUGUGUUGGUUUGACUUACACAGAUGAGCCAAACGGUUUGACCAAAUGCAAACCAUGUACUGUCUGUGACCAGGGCCUUGGAUUGAAAACAGUGAGGGCAUGUACAUCAUCUUCAGAUACAGUGUGUGGGGUCCUGGAAGGGCACUAUUGUAUUAAUCCAUAUAAGGGAGGGUGCAGGGCAGCCAAUAAACACACAGCCUGCAAACCUGGACAGUUCAUCCAACAGCCUGGAACAGAAUACAUUGAUACAGUAUGUGAGGACUGCAGUGAUUAUUCAUACUCUGAUGGCUCUUUUACAUCCUGUAAACCACACACAGACUGUGAAUCCAGAGGACUUGUCACAGUUAAAGCAGGAGACCAAGCAGCUGAUUCUAAAUGUGGAGAGAAAAGUAACACUGCAUUGACAGUUAUAAUAAUUAUAAUUGCUAUAGCCACAUCAGCAGCAGUAAUAGCAGCAGUAACAUAUAGAAGAAGAAGAAGAAGAAAAAAAAUUACCUGCACAUGGAUACAACCCCGGAUUGUGGUGCCAAAGUCACCAGAAGUAGAAGAUGACGAUGUGACAAAAACCCACAGAGGAGCCGCCUGAUACAUCUGAAUAUUUCACCUCCCCCUUCUUCAUAUUGAAUUCUUCAGUAACUGCAAAGCAGUAAAAAUAAUCCUUGAUUUUUGUCCAGAGGAUUGUAACGUCUGUAUCUCCUCAUGGCUUUCAGACACCAGUGUGGAUGUUCUUUGCAGUUUGAAAAAGAACAAAUCAGCUGCAGAGCUUCUUUCUGCUGCUUAGUCCAUGUCUUGGUGGCGUUUCUCUAAAGUCCUGCUUACCUGACUUUUGACUCUUAGGUGAUUUAACUGUGAUUCUCUCUUUUUAAUAAACCUGGCUCCUCAUUUCUCUGGAGCCCUGCGAUUGGUUCUGACUACGCUUUCUCAACAUUGGCAACAGAAGUUUUGAUAACACCAAGAAGUCAGAUGAAGGGGAAAGGAGCUUCUUACGGACAUGACACCAGACACCUGGUUCUUGGUCCAUAACUGCAUAACACUCAAUCCAAGGAACAGUUAUGCACAGAAGGCAGCAAUGGACAGAUGAUAUUAAUUGCAGCACCAAGAGCAUAAAGAAAAUGGGGAAAGAAAAACAUAUAAUCUUAAUAUACCUGACACAAUGUCAAUUUUUUGUCCAUUUUACUUUAUGUAACACACCUGUGAGAUAUGCUUUUGUUUCUGUUUGAAAUGUUCAUAACGAGAAAAGUGUUUGAGUUUGCUUAAGAAUAUUUACUUGUUAUUCAAUUCUUUGUGCCCUUUAUGGUACCCUUAGUAGGAACUGAUGAGAGACUAAUUUUGAAACCAGGCUCUUGUUGAGGGGCGCUCGAGAGAGAAAGCAGAGGGAGAGGUACGGUGUGGUGAUGGAAAUAAGGGCAGUGUUUUUAAGAGAAGAGUAGUUAUAAUUAUAUUAAGUGAUUUGAAUAAUUAUUGAUGUAACGUUUAAAUAUUAAGUAUAUGGUUUUUUUUUUCUGCACAUUUUUUGGGAGGUUUCUGUCAAGAAAUGUUUUGUUUCCACGAUGGAGAUAGCGAUUCACAGGACAGCAACUAGCCGCUAGCUGGCUAUAACCGUGGAAGCCUGUCGGUUAGCAGCACAAACGUCUGAGCUUCGUGUGUGCGGUCGGACUGAAAACCGGAGUCUACGGGAAAACGACGGGGGACCGAGACAGAGCUUGUCCUUUAGGGGAACUUUUUUUUGCCAGGACAGCGAUCUGGAUUCAGUUCUCUUGUUCAUUUACUCUUCAAACUGCUGCGUGGUCCUCGGUCAGUGGCUAAGUUACGUGAGUAAGGAGGACGUUCGCCUAUUUGGAAUGAGCGCCAACAUGGAGAAGGGUCUGGCUGCAGACAUCCACUGAGACUCACAUCCACUGACAGGCAGGAAGUCCACUGUGGGCCCGGAAAUGACGUCACUGUAGUUCCACCGAAACGUGCAUAAAGUAUGGUGGACUCCAAAACAAAACAAAUGCACUCAAAUGCAUAUAUACAGUAAGUGUAGGUUAGCCUGACUCAAAUUGCUGGGUUGCUGAAUUGUAUUCAAAUAAUCUCCCUCCUUCAAAAGCCCAUAAAUGCAUAAAUGUACACAUGUGUAAACUGUGGCUAUUACCCUCCAGUGGUUGUAAUGGACCUCCAUGAGAAGGGCGUAUUUAGCAUGGCUGGUAAGUAACCAGUAAUUUGUCUUAUGCUAGAGAUUCCAAUGAGUUUGUGACUUUGUUGUUGUUGUUAAUAAAUUCAUACAUGAUGUUCUUCCCAAUCACUUUCAGGAUGUGUUGUAAAAAUAUGCUAGUUAUCUAUACGAAGAAAGGUGUCCUUUCAAACAUUCUGAAUGCAUGGUUUUUGUCUUUUUAUAUUCAAUCUGACAUGCCAAAGAUAAGGAAAUGGUGGUGCCUAACUGAUGAGCAGUGGUCUGGAAAAGUAUGUAUGUAAAGCAUUGUGUUUUACAUUGAGAUGCAUUCAGAUGCAGAAUCAAGUGCACUUUCUUUGCUGUGAAGGUUUCUGUCAGAUAUAGAAUACCGGGUGAAGCCCGGCAGGGAGGCUGAAUAUUAUAUUUUUAGGGUAAUAUUCCAUUAAUUUGUCAGUGGUAGUGCAUUCAGCUAAUGGAGAGGUUUCACAUAUAUGGAUAUUAAUGACACCAUUGAUGAAACACUACCAAGACUUAGUGUUUCAAUAUCUCAAUGUAAGUGAUGUGUACUUCUACUACUCAGACAUGGACAGAGGUUUGCCUUUUGGACUGGAAAAGCUUCACACCUGCUGAAAGUGAACUUGGAGCCUCUCUCAAGGGUGAGCACUCCUGCUGUUCUCAGACCUGGUGGGCAAGCUGUAACUGACUGCUCUACAAAGUGUAAUAGUGGUGUGUGUGUGUGUUCCUCAUUUUUCUCAGGUGGUUUUCCUGUUGACUACCAGCUGCAUCUGAUUAACUUAUUCGAUCCAUGAUAUUCAGUUCCAAUGUCAUAUAGGAGUCGCGCAUCAUGAGGGACCUCUGCAGUGCCGUGUGCUGGAUUCGCAAGAAUCACUCUCUCUUCUGUGGAAUGGUGACAGAACCUGCUGUUCUCCAGAUGGAGGCUAAGGAUCAACAGGAAGCACUCAGGGAGGUCCUGGAGGGUCAAAGUGACAAUAGAAAUGACCCAUUUAUAUUUAUUUUUCAUAAUAGGGAGGACAUGGAAACCUUCCUUUCUAAUUGUGUUGAUGGGAUGGGUCUUAAACUUCAUGCCAUGUUUGCGUAAUACGAAUUGUUUUCCACAUUCUUCCUCAUUGUUUUAUUCUGUUCCUUAUACCGCUUUGUUGCACAUUCGUUCAAAUUUAUUUAUACAUCAAUACACUGCCUACAAAUAAAAUGUUGUUUGCCAUUUUAUCUA
Paramormyrops kingsleyae is the source of this 3768-nucleotide messenger RNA. RefSeq names its product tumor necrosis factor receptor superfamily member 14-like. Gene Ontology annotation, biological process: defense response to Gram-positive bacterium; negative regulation of alpha-beta T cell proliferation; positive regulation of T cell migration. The record is from RefSeq and is a predicted model, not a curated record. Gene Ontology annotation, molecular function: protein binding. Gene Ontology annotation, cellular component: external side of plasma membrane. Lineage: Eukaryota; Metazoa; Chordata; Actinopteri; Osteoglossiformes; Mormyridae.